AUGUCUCUUCUCGGCCUACAGACUGAAAUUCUGCUGCUAAUCGCUCAGGAUUUGGAUCUCCGGGGUUUGAACACCCUCCUCCAAAGCCACUCUGUUCUCUACUCCUCCCUCAACCGUUAUCUCUACGCCUACAAUGUGAAGCAUGGUAAAGGGCCUUUCCCGAGAGCAAAACAUCUCCGGUAUCGAAAACUGCGCCGCUCAUCCAAACCCUCGGAAAGGCAUCCCAUCUCGAAUGCUGCCAAAAACGGCCACACUGCGAUUGUGACCAGAUUACUGGACUGUGGGCUCAAUGUCAAUUACAAGAGUCGUUUCGGUCGGAGCCCGCUCGCAUUGGCAGCGCGCGGCGGGCACUUCGACACGGUCAAGAUGCUUGUGAGCCGCGGCGCCUGUCUGCUUUCUGUUGACUUGGAUGGUCAACGACCCAUCGCGUAUGCGGCACGGCAGGGGCACAACGCCAUCGCGGACUAUCUCCUUGAACGGUUGCGCAGUCGGUACCCGCGUCUCUACUUGACUGCCGAAGCCGACAUCCAGAUCAUGCUACAACACGCUGCGUGGCGGGGAGACGAGGCGCGAGCUAAAUAUCUCCUGUCCAAGGAAGGCGCUGAGAUAGACUUCCAGUUGCCAUUUGAAAGCUGGUCCCCAUUAUGUGCGGUCGUCCAGGGCGCUCCUCUUACUAUGAUAAAGCUUCUGCUGGAGAACGGAGCUAACCCCAAUGCCCGGGAAUCGCCCAAACGGAUCGGAAAUCCCGGUCGCGCUAGGACCCCAAUGCGAUUGGCCAUCCAACACGAGGACAGUUGCGAACUCAUUUCACUAUUACUCCAGCAUGGAGCGAACGCUGGCCAAGACAGUGAUUUAGUUCUGGCUGCUGCGGCUGCAGCAGGAAAGGCGGAUGAGUUCCGCGUAUUAGUGGAGCACGGUGCUGAUAUCGACGACUCCAAACAACAAGCGUCUUUCAUGCGAGCAGCCCUUCGGUCCAACUGUAGGCCUAUUGCGGAUAUGCUGGUUGAAAUCGGUGCAAACCCUAAACGUAGAGUUGGCUGCCGUCUGUACCGCCCGCGACGUCCGGAGCCAGGGUCCAUGAGGACAUCGAGCGGCUCAUUCGUGCUGCGCUGA
Penicillium canariense is the source of this 1113-nucleotide messenger RNA. Its product is annotated as ankyrin repeat domain-containing protein. Gene Ontology annotation, molecular function: protein binding. The coding region runs from base 1 to 1113 and encodes 370 amino acids. The transcript is spliced from 2 exons. NCBI's taxonomy places the organism in Eukaryota, Fungi, Ascomycota, Eurotiomycetes, Eurotiales, Aspergillaceae. The record is from RefSeq and is a predicted model, not a curated record.